AUGGUGAGAGAUUUUGGUGCUCUAGUUAGUGAUGCCCAUGUUGAUGAUCCAAGUGUUGUGUUGGAGGGCUCGGGUGGCCUACUUUUGCUCGCCAUGAUUAUCAUGUCUCUCUCAAUUAUAUCAAUGCUCAUCUUUGCUUGUGUUGAUGGUGACUCGGGAACAUCUCGCCGCCGCCGCCACGGCGGCGGCGGCAGUGGUGGUGGAGGUGGUUGUGGUGGUAGCGGCGGCGUUGGUGGUGGCGGCGUUGGUGGAGGUGGUUGUGGUGGGGGUGGUGGAGGUGGUUGUGGUGGUAGCGGCGGCGUUGGUGGUGGCGGCGGCGGUGGUGGAGGUGGUUGUGGUGGUGGUGGUGGUGUUGGUCAUUGA
Molecule: messenger RNA, 363 nt
Organism: Alnus glutinosa
Lineage: Eukaryota; Viridiplantae; Streptophyta; Magnoliopsida; Fagales; Betulaceae
Product: glycine-rich protein 5-like
Exons: 1
Coding region: 1-363 (120 amino acids)
Source: RefSeq, a predicted model, not a curated record